Molecule: messenger RNA, 1550 nt
Organism: Bursaphelenchus xylophilus (pine wood nematode)
Lineage: Eukaryota; Metazoa; Nematoda; Chromadorea; Rhabditida; Aphelenchoididae
Source: the annotation of a GenBank genome assembly
AUGCGAAGGUUGAGUUGUAUCCCCGAAGUGGUGGGACAUGUACGUUUCCGCAUAUCUUGGCCAUGUUUUUUCAGCAUCGCCUCGACUUCCAUCCCGAUAUAAUGGUAGAGAGCGAACGGCGGGCCUCCCAACAAGAGAUCGACAGCGCGUUGCACUUCUUGGAACGGCGUCAGAGCAGUGGAUCCAAUGGAGGUGAGCCUUAAUGAUUCUCAUUUGCCAGUCAAACCUUGAUUCAAGUGUUUUCGGACCACUUUUUAAGCCGUUUCAAGCCGUUUUCAAGCCACUUCUUUUCAGUUAUUGGCAAUAUUCAGCCGGAUUUGUAUCGAAAACGAGGAUCAUUAGUGAAAAUCUCAUCUUCAAAGGAUAAUAUUUGUGUGGGAAGUGUCCAGUUACAGUUGAGUUAUACAUUCUCGAGGUCUGAUUUUGUGAUUGUUCUCUUGGAAAGUAAGUAAUUGACGUGGACACACAAGAGCUAGACGGAACAAGUUUAUUUUUUCGAAUUCGAAGAAAAACAAUUACAAUAAAGGACUACUACUAAGACUGUUUAUAGCUUCGAUUUUGAUAAAUUUGGAAGAAUGUCAACUCAUUUUCUCUUUGGGAUCAAAUAAUCGAAGGGAAUCAGCUAAAAUAAUACCCGGCUCCUCGAUCCCCGUCCAGACCUUCAAGGUACCCCUGUCCUAUCAAGAACUCAUGGACAAGACAUUGACAGUCCAGUUAUUUGACACCUCCUCCAAGUGUCUUCGGCUUGUCGGGAAGGCCUCCACUUUGUUAUCCAAAUUGAAUCCAUCAGAUGAGAUGUUGGUUUUGAUUGAAUUGGAUCCAGUUGAGGCUCCCAUUAAUGUGGGGGAGUUGCAAUUAUGGCUUCAAUACCUGACUUCUGCUCAACGAUUUACAGUAAACAUUCAACAAAGUAAUCAAAACAUCAAAUCAGCUCCAGGUAAUUAAUCAAAAAUUAAUUCGAGUGGCGUAAAAAGUAGAAUUUUCUGUUUAAACUAAUAUUUUUUAUCUCAAAUCCCUUGUCAAAUAGGCCAUCAGGUAUGUGGCAUUCAAAGAUUGUCUUCCGGACAUGCAGUCGACCUUACAAAGUCACUCUCACUUACUGUAACACGAUCUCUAAACUCUUAUUUUGAGUGUUUUAAUUAAUUGGGGGAUUACAGGGACCUCCGUUUACUUCAAAGCGACAUUAAUUAUGAACGACAAGGUCCUCAAGAAGAAGAAAACGGGCGUAAAGAAGAUUGCAGACAAGAAUAAUAUAUGGAAUGAGGCUCUGAUGUUCUCCAUCGACCACAAUAGCAUCCUGAAGUAAGACUUUUCAACUUUUUGCACUUUAAUUAAAUGGAUUACUGUAGCGCUUGCAAAGGAGAAAAAAAAAUUAUAUUUUUAGAUGUGACCUAGAGAUUGCGUUGAUUGAAAUCGACAGAAAUCAGAAGGAAAAGACUUUAGGAAAGAUUCUCUUUGUCAAGAAUAACAGCCCUGAGGGCAGAUUGUGGAAAGAAGUGCUUGAGGGGAGAUCUCCCCCGCCCCAAUGGUUCAAUUUGAGGGAUUUCUGA